Molecule: messenger RNA, 1341 nt
Organism: Cutaneotrichosporon oleaginosum
Lineage: Eukaryota; Fungi; Basidiomycota; Tremellomycetes; Trichosporonales; Trichosporonaceae
Biological process (GO): uroporphyrinogen III biosynthetic process
Cellular component (GO): cytosol
Molecular function (GO): uroporphyrinogen-III synthase activity
Source: RefSeq, a predicted model, not a curated record
CCCCAAAGGUGAUAGCUAAGCGGCUUAGAGCUGCUAGCAGUCAUCUGAAGGUACGACGUUCGAAUCCCGGUGGGGUCUGCAGCCAGUAGAUUUCACCGCUUCGAGCGUUCGAAUCCCGGCUGAGGUCUGCAACCAGCAGAUUUCAACGGCUUCGUGUCGUAAAUUCAGAUGCACUGUGGCAAACAAACGUGCCUGACUACAGAUUGGACCGUCGGAAACCCCGCCUCCAUGAUGACAUCCUUUAACGGCCUUGGCAUCCACACACCCCUCUCUCUUUUGUUGUGUUGCCUCAUGCUUGGCUCGCGGGUUGCCGAUCGCCGAGCUCAAAGAGAGUAGGUUAAAGUGGGGUUGAUUGAUUACGUUUCAGGGAUAGCGUGGGGCAGGCCGUCCCGUGGGGGUUGGACAGCCGCCUUUCGGCUUAACACUCUGUCUCCAUCUCACAAAUGCGCGUCUUCCUCUUCCGCAAGCCAGCCCUGGGAGACACGUACAUGCCGGCCUUCGCGGCCGCGGGCUACGAAGUAACAUCUCUUCCCGCACUGGAGGACACGCUCCUUCCCGACGCAUUAGAGCCGGUGCUAGCGCGCGGCGGCGGCGCCUGGGAGGCGGUAAUUAUUACAUCGCGCCGCGCAGCCGAAGCCUGGAUCCGCGCGGCCGAUGCCGUCGCCGCGAGCGUAGGCGCGCUAGAUGAACCAUGGUCCGCCGUGCCCGUCUGGUCGCCCGGCCCCGCCGUGCACAGCGUGUUCGCGCACGCCUCCCUUCCCCCCGCCUUCGUCCCGUCGCCCGCGCCGACGGCCGUGAGCGCCGCCGCGCUCGCGCCGCUUAUCCUCGCAGCGCCGCCACGCUCCUCGCGCUCGGGGGACGCGGUGGGCGCGGGGUAUAGACCAUACCUCGUGCUGGCGGGCGACAAGACGCUGCCGCUCCUCACGGACAGCCUGCGCGGGGCGGGGCGCGCCGUCGAGCGCGUCAAGGUGUACGAGACACGCGAGGCGCCCGGCCUCGCCGCAGCUGUGCGCGCCCUACCGCCGCAGCCGGGGUGGGUUGCCCUCUUUUCGCCGUCGUCUGCCGGAUUCGUGCUGCCCCACCUUGAGGCGGCGGGGUUCAGGCUGCGCGAGGGAGUGGAGGGGAGAACCCGCGUUGCAGCGAUUGGAGAGACGACCGAGGCAGCGUUACGCGAAGGCGGGUGGAGAGUUGAUGCGGUUGCAAGGACGCCGGAUGCGGCGGGGCUCGUGGCUGCUAUCGCCGAGGCUGAGGGAAGGCAGGCGGACUCAAACUUGUAAAAGAGGCCAGAUUGUAGAUGUUGUUCACCAUCACCGUAAUGCCACUGGCGACGACACAUCUAAG